CACGGGGUUUUUAAUUAAGACACUUUAAUUGGUGUUUAAACAUAGAAAUACAUGUCAUCAUAUAGUUUAUUUCGACUACGUAUUUGUGUCGUGUCACGGACUUCGUUUUACUUCCACGUAUGAGACGCACCUCUACGUUUCCCUCCGGAAGUUUUGCGCUUUUCACACAUUCUGACAGGUAUUUUAGACCAUACAAUGUGAACAUUUAUACCGCUGACAGUAAUACUACGGAAAACAACAGGUUUAAAGCCUGUAUCUGAACUUCUUCAUUUUAAGACUCGCGGCCUGUAAAAAAAAAUAAUAAUAAAUAAAUAAGUGGGGGCACAUGAUGUCUAAGCUAAAACAGUGUUUAGAGUCCGGACUGCUCUUCCUUGAGUUUCUGGGAGACCGACUGUCCAACAACACUAAAGAAGAGAUUCGAAACAUCUACAACAAUGAGUUUAGGAGCAGAGAAGGAUCAAAACACCCCAACUUCGGCGGUGUCUUCUACGCUCUUAUGAACAUGUCCAACAAGAUCAGUGUGAAAAAUGGGAAAUUCAAACGAAAUUUUAAACCUCGGGCUGCAGUGUCCUCUGACCAGUCAAAUGUUGUGGGGUCCUCUCAACAACACAGGAAGAGUGACAGAGGUCAGAAAACAGCAGAGUCGCAUGAAACGUCCGCACCUCCAAAGCGCACCUCAAAGAAGGGAAAGGCCACACGAGUCAUCAAGAUGAUGAAAAAGCACAGCAAACAGAUGUCAGCUGAUAAGAAAGGAAUUGUAAUCACCUCCGACCCAGAACUGAGGGAUGGAAAGGUUCAAUUCACUGUGGAUGUCCAGAAGGAGUCGUUCGUUGUGAAGUUCCACGUUGUCAACAAAGGACCAAACUACAUCUACUUCACCAAUUACACUGUUCUUGACCGAGUUCGCUGUUUCACUUUAGAGGCUGAAAGGAAAGUGACAAAAGCCAGUUCUCUUCUUCUCUGUCCUGAUGAGCACUAUGAUUUAGCUGUUCGUUGCAACCUUAAUCAGUGCGGAUAUUUCCCUGCCACCAUCUGCUUUGAGUUUUGUCUUGACCUGCCGAAGCCAGAGACGUUUUGCAUUGUCAGGAAGAUUGAAGCUACGGUCCAAACCUCGCUGGCGGCAGAGCUGGGGCCUGUAGCUCCCUAUAGACCAUUCCAGCGGACCAAACCCAAACCUCCUGCUACGAAAGUUGUGGAGGGAAAACCACCUCAAGAAGCAAAAUGUCAGAUGACGGUCAUCGUGAAGCUCGGAGAUUAUAAGUGUCCUCAGUACCUGACAGAACUAACUAAACACAGAAUGGAGGACGUCCAGUGCCUCUCUACAGCAGCCAAACAGAACCUUGCAUCUGUGAAAAAGGUUCUGGAGUCUCCUUUGGAAAUGAAGAACUACUCCCGCAGAUUCCACCUCCUGCUGCACCUGGAGGAGAUCCAGAUGAAAGUGGACAUCAGAAAGUACAACCUCCGCAAUCAAACCAUGACCCAAGAUCAACGCAACAAAGAACUCCUCGUAUUGAAAGUCCCUGGGGUUGCCGAAAAUCGUCCCUCUGUACUGCGAGGAGAUUGCCUGAGAGUGACUCGAUCUAAAGAUAAAACCCCACCCAUCACGCUGUACACUGGAUAUGUUCACAAAGUAGAGCUGGACCAAGUGAAGCUGGGCUUCGCUCGAAAGUUGUGGAGUGAAUUUAACCCCAAAAUGAAGUUCGACGUAGAUUUUACCUUCAACAGGCUCACUGUGAAGCUGCAGCAUCGAGCCGUGGACCUUGCAGAAAAACAUCAGCUGAAGGAGGUCCUGUUUCCUUCUGGUGCUGCAGAACCCAGCAUUUCCCUCCCAGAACUCUGUAUGUUUAAUCGUCAGCUGGAGGAAAAUACGGAGCAACGUAAUGCCGUCUGUCACAUCGUAGCAGGAUCAUCAAAACCUGCUCCUUACAUUGUCUUUGGGCCUCCUGGAACUGGAAAGACCGUUACUUUGGUCGAAGCCAUAACUCAGGUCAGCAGGGAGGAUGGAUCAGCCCACAUCCUCGCCUGCGCACCGUCAAACAGCGCAGCCGAUUUGAUGUGUGAGAGACUGGCGGAGUACAUGAAUUCCGAUCAGCUUUACCGCAUGUACGCCAGCUGCCGAGACCCAAACAGUGUCCCCCAAAGCCUCCUGAAAUACUGUAACUGGGACAAGAACCAAGGUUAUUUUGUGUUUCCAGAGAAGGAUGUUCUGCAGAAAUACAAAGUUAUUGUGACUACUCUGUUCACAGCUGGCAGACUUGUGACAUUAGGGAUCCCCAUCGGCCAUUUUUCAAACGUGUUUGUUGAUGAAGCAGGUCAAGCUGAAGAGCCACAGUGUAUAAUUGCUGUUGCAGGCUUGCUUUCUGCUGAAACGGGCCACUUAGUGCUGGCAGGAGAUCCCAAGCAGCUUGGACCAAUCAUUCGAUCUACCUAUGCAUUAAAGUACCAGUUUGGACUUUCUCUGCUGGAGAGGCUGAUGAAACAUGAACUUUAUCAAGACUUUGGUUCUCGUUUCGUCACAAAGCUGCUGAGAAACUACAGGUCUCAUGGAGCCAUUUUGAAAAUUCCCAACGAGGAGUUUUAUAAAGGUGAACUGCAGGUGUUUGCUGACAAACAGGAGCGUGAGACUUACUGUAGAUGGGAAGCCCUUCCUCAGAAGGGUUUUCCGGUGAUCUUCCAUGGAGUGCUGGGGAAGGAUGAUCGAGAGGCCAACAGUCCAUCGUUUUUCAACGUGUCAGAGAUUGAAGUCCUGGUGAUGUACCUCAACAAGCUGCAUCAAACACAAGGGAAGAAAGGUACCAAGCUGCCCAAGAUCUCUGCUAAAGACAUUGGCAUUAUCGCCCCCUACAGGAAACAAGUUGAGAAAAUCAGGAAGGCUCUAAGGUCCAUCAAAACCCUCAGUCAGUGGACUGAUCUGAAAGAACUCAAGGUGGGAUCUGUGGAAGAGUUUCAGGGACAAGAGAAGAAGAUCAUCAUGGUCUCUACCGUCCGCAGUUGUCCCAACUACGUUAAGAUGGAUGAGGAGUUUAAUAUUGGAUUCCUGUCWAACGAAAAGAGRUUCAACGUGGCCAUGACAAGAGCCAAGUCUCUGCUUAUAGUUGUGGGGAAUCCUGUGAUCCUCAGAAAGGACCCCAUAUGGGAGAAGUUCAUCAGCUACUGUGUGAAGAUGAAAGGCUACGUUGGAUUUGAUCUCAGUAAUGCUGAAGAGGAGGAAGAUGACUUUGAGGCAAAAAUGGCAGCGCUGAAAAUYGUCGAUUCCGAAUGCCUUGAAGAAGAAGAAAGCCCCCUUCAGCAGUUUGUGGAGCCUGAACCAAACACUGAGCUGUAACCUUUGGACUCAGCCGUGACAGAAACCCUGUUAUAUAAAGAGUCUAAUGAUGUGCAAUAAGUAUUAGGAUUUUAGUUUUGUCUUCUCUGUUCAAAUAUUCUAUCUUAAGGUUGUUUUUUCUAAAGGAAAAUAUAUUUUCUGGAACUUGUA
Austrofundulus limnaeus is the source of this 3475-nucleotide messenger RNA. It is a transcript of the gene mov10a, whose product is annotated as Mov10 RNA helicase a. The record is from RefSeq and is a predicted model, not a curated record. Bases 326 to 3325 code for a protein of 999 amino acids. Gene Ontology annotation, molecular function: RNA binding; 5'-3' RNA helicase activity. NCBI's taxonomy places the organism in Eukaryota, Metazoa, Chordata, Actinopteri, Cyprinodontiformes, Rivulidae. The transcript has 22 exons.